AUCAUCGACAUUGGCGCGGAUUCGAUCCGAUGAAACUAAAUCGAUCGAUUUGCAGCAGGCAGCUCUAAUUCUUGCCAUUGAAUUUGUAAAAGAGCUAAGAGCGGUCGACUAAAAGCGAAGAACCCUAACCAAAACCCUAGGGGUUUCUAGGGUUUUUGCUCACUGGUUCAAGAUGUCGGAUAUAAGGAAGUGGUUCAUUAAGCAGCACGACAAAGGCAACGGCAGCGCUGCGCCCAAACCCACCAAGCCCCCGGAGAAACCCUCGGCUCCUUCUGCCGUCGAGAAACCCGUUGAACGAGGUCAAGAGAGGAGGAAAACCAGCAAGUAUUUUGCGAAUUCUGACUGUUCUAAAGAACAGGCGGCUAAAGCUGUUAAAGAUGAGGUUAUGACUGAGAAAAAUACCCCAGCGAAGAGGAAGACCACACAGAAGAGUGGGGAGGAUGUGAAACCCACGCCGGUGAAAAAGAUCCGUAAGGUAGAAGAAGAUGAUGACGACUUUGAACCGCCAUCCAGCGAGAAGAAGAAGGCCGUUGAGGCUAAGCCGCCCAAGAAACCAAUUGUAAAGAAAUCUGUUGUUAUGGAUGAAAGUGAUGAUGACAAUGAAGAAGUCGAGGAGAAAGAGGUAAAGACGCCGACAAAAUCGGGUGGGAGAGGCAGAGGCGGGAGAGGAUCAGGUGCGGGUCCCGCGGCUUCUGCAGGAAGGGGAAGAGGAGGGGGGAGGGGUGGGUUCAUGAAUUUUGGGGAGAGGAAAGAUCCACCACAUAAAGGGGAGAAGGAAGUUCCGGAGGGUGCUCCUGAAUGCUUGGCUGGCCUUACAUUCGUUAUAAGCGGCACACUUGAUAGUUUGGAACGGGAGGAAGCGGAGGAUUUGAUUAAACGGCAUGGUGGGCGGGUUACUGGGUCUGUCAGCAAGAAAACUAAUUUUCUUUUAGCUGACGAAGAUAUUGGUGGAAAGAAAUCAGCCAAAGCCAAGGAACUGGGUACCAAGUUUUUAACUGAAGAUGAAUUGUUUGACAUGAUUCGAAAAUCAAAGCCUGCAAAAGCUCCAGUAAAAGAAGACCUAACAAAGAAACAUGAAGAGAAGGCAAACAAGUCUCAUAUGAAGAGCAGUCCUAUGAAGGUAAAAGUCGAAGAUGAUCAACCUGGCACUGCAAGAAAAACUCCAGUGAAAAGUGCGCCAUCCAAUGUUUCUCUUAGCAAGAGAAAAGCACAAAUUGGUGAAGGUAGUUCAUUGACUUGGACUGAGAAAUACCGACCAAAGGUUCCAAACGACUUAAUUGGCAACCCGUCUAUUGUUAAACAACUACAUGAUUGGCUGGCACACUGGCAUGAACAUUUUUUGCAUAAUGGCCAGAAAGGAAAGGGCAAAAGACAAAAUGACAGUGGAUUGAAAAAAGCUGUUCUGCUAAGUGGAACGCCUGGGAUUGGUAAAAGCACAUCAGCAAAAUUGAUUAGCCAAAUGCUAGGAUUCGAGGCAAUCGAGGUUAAUGCAAGUGAUAGUCGAGGAAAGGCUGAUAACAAAAUUUUUAAAGGAGUUAGUGGAAGCACUUCAAAUUCAAUUAAAGAGCUCAUUAGCAAUGAAAUCUUGAGUAGCAGCAAAAAAUGGUCUGAGCAUAAAAAAACUGUAUUGAUUAUGGAUGAGGUAGAUGGGAUGUCUGCAGGAGAUAGGGGCGGAGUUGCAGAUCUUAUUUCUAGCAUAAAAGUUUCUAAGGUUCCUAUCAUUUGCAUCUGUAAUGAUCGCUAUAGUCAGAAGCUCAAGAGUCUUGUUAGCUACUGUUUACCACUCAAUUUCAGGAAGCCUACUAAGCAACAGAUGGCAAAGAGGCUGAUGCAAAUUGCAACUGCAGAAGGUCUUCAAGUUAAUAAUAUUACGCUUGAAGAACUUGCAGAUAGAGUUAAUGGUGAUAUGCGAAUGGCAAUAAAUCAGUUGCAUUACAUGAGCCUUUCACACUCAAUCAUUAACUAUGAUGACAUAAGAGCACGCCUUCUAAGCAGUGCAAAAGAUGAAGAUAUUUCACCUUUUGCAGCAGUUGACAAGUUGUUUGGAUUCAAUGGAGGAAAGUUACGAAUGGAUGAGAGGAUUGAUUUGAGCAUGAGUGAUCCUGACCUGGUUCCGCUUAUUAUUCAGGAAAACUAUAUCAAUUAUCGACCAGUUUCUGCUGGGAAGGAUGAAAAUGGUGUGAAGAGGUUGAAUUUGCUUGCUCAGACUGCGGAGUCUAUUGCAGAUGGAGACAUAGUCAACGUGCAGAUCCGAAGAUAUAGGCAGUGGCAGUUAUCCCAAGCGGGUUCACUUGCUUCUUGUAUUAUUCCGGCUGCGUUGAUGCAUGGCAACAGGGAGAUGCUUGAGCAGGGAGGGCCUAAUUAUAACAGAUUUGGUGGAUGGUUAGGAAAGAAUUCAACAAUGGGAAAGAAUUUGAGGCUGUUGGAGGAUGCCCAUGUACAUAUCCUUGCUUCCCAAGCAUCUAACAUUGACAGGGUGACUUUGCGGAUUGACUACUUCACUCUUCUGCUAAAACAACUGACAGAGCCUCUUAGAGUAAUGCCUAAGGAUACUGCUGUUCAGAAGGUUGUGGAGUUCAUGAAUGCCUAUUCUUUAAGUCAAGAGGACUUUGAUACAAUUAUGGAGCUAUCCAAGUUCAAGACACAUCCGAACCCAUUGGAAGGCAUUCAACCUACACUUAAAGCAGCAUUGACUAGGGAAUACAAGGAAGCUAGCAAAACUCGUGUCGUAAGGGCUCCGGAUUUGAUCAAUCUCCCGGGUAUCAAGAAGGCUCCCAAAAAGAGGAUCGCUGCAAUUUUGGAGCCAGUGGAUGCAGUUGACAGUGGUUUGCCAGAAGAAAAUGGAAAUGGUUUGGUUGAAAGUGAUGAAGAGAAUUCUUCUGAGGCUGAUGAGAUCUCUGGGGAGGCAGAGCCAAAGCUGGACCUCCAGAGUGAUAAAUCAAAAGGGAUCCAAGUGCAGCUUGAUUUAAAAACGGAUGGGAAAUCAAAGGCCAAAAAGGCGCCUGCAAAUAAAUCGAGAGCAUCAGGUUCAUCUGAGAAAGGUGGUCAGAGUUCAGGGAGGGGAGGGAAGAGGAAGAGGUAAAGUUAUUGCUUCGGCCUUUUGCCUGACUGAUGAAGCAGCCGCAACUUUUGUGUAUAGCAAAUGUUAAGGAUCACGUUACUCGAUCUCCUUUUUUUUUAUUUUAGCUUGGUGCUAUGCUUUUAAUUGUUAACUGUUUGGGAGAAAUUGAAGCCGAGGGUUUGUGUUUUCAAGAGCAACUCCCUGUUAUGUUUGAGAAUUUGCUGCGCUAUAAAAAAUUUGCUGUUUAAUCUA
Messenger RNA from Asparagus officinalis (garden asparagus), 3313 nucleotides. Its product is annotated as replication factor C subunit 1. Bases 173 to 3082 code for a protein of 969 amino acids. The transcript has 23 exons. Gene Ontology annotation, biological process: DNA repair; DNA replication. Gene Ontology annotation, cellular component: nucleus; DNA replication factor C complex. Gene Ontology annotation, molecular function: DNA clamp loader activity; ATP binding; DNA binding. The record is from RefSeq and is a predicted model, not a curated record. Lineage: Eukaryota; Viridiplantae; Streptophyta; Magnoliopsida; Asparagales; Asparagaceae.